This is a messenger RNA of Lachancea mirantina, 1623 nucleotides long. NCBI's taxonomy places the organism in Eukaryota, Fungi, Ascomycota, Saccharomycetes, Saccharomycetales, Saccharomycetaceae. The record is from the annotation of a GenBank genome assembly.
AUGAGCGAAACACGGGUUUUUGGGCAUAAGAAAUCUCUAUUGGGCGACCUAAUGGCGAGGAAAUAUGAGAAAUCUGUUGAGCCGACAUUGGCAUCGGAAAGCGGGAGAGGCUCUGGUGAUACGGUUUCGAAUCGAGAACUGAUACACGGAGUGGCGAGCUCGCUUUUUGAAGCGACUUUGACCAGGUUCAGGGCCAGUAAGACGGCUGACGAGAUAUCCAUUGAAGAAGAUUUUGAAAGAUACGCUACCGCAGCACAGUCUGAGAGUUCUGACAGUUUUUGGAAAGAUGAGAAUUUCAGGCAGGACUACGAGUCAAGUGUUACGGGGGAAGCUAAGGAUGUGACCCCAAAGAAGUCUGCUAUCCCAAGGGCCGUUGAAGAGACGCAAGAGCACUUUGUCGAUAUUUUGCUGGACAAAAUGAUUUCACGUAUUUUGCCCGAGGAAUUCCCAGAAAGAGAACAUUUUACGCAAAGGGUUAAUGAUCCAACGAGACGGCGCAGAGAUAAGCUGUCAGCGACGAUUUUUGCGAACAAUUUGAAAGUUCUGACGGCCAAGAUGGGAUCUGUGUUCGAAUUUCAGGACAGCGUCAUACGACUAUUAGCAUGGAGGAACCCGUCUGGAACGGUUACCAUGCUUAUUGUGGUGACCAUAGUGUGUUUCGAUCCCAUUUUUCUCACAAUUUUACCUCUGCUUUUCGUCUUGUAUGGUUUGAUGAUCCAGGGAUACACUCAGCGACAUUCUUUGAGAAGACGUGCGUAUCUGUCACGUAACGUGUACGGGAAAUCGCUUUUGGUCUCUCUCGCCAGCGGAGGCAAACGUACCAGUUGGGGUUACGGCGAUUCUGUCCACGAGUAUGAUUAUCGUACCGGAGCAGACGAUAUCAACGCGAUACGUGCUAAUCAAAUAAAACAAAGUAUGGAAUUUGUGGUCAAUUUGAGAGAUUUGCAAAAUUCUAUGACCAUGCUCGUGUUGCUCUCGAAUAGUUUAGAAAAAUUCAUUUACGGAACUGCUGGGUUCAAAGAAGAGCACAGGUCUACAGCUUUAUUUUUGGUCGGACUCAUAGCUAUUAUCCCUUUGUGGAUUGCUGGGAGAUUCAUAAAUUGGAGUGUUGUCUCCAGCCUGAGCGUAUGGGCUGUUAUGUUAGCCAUUCACCCCAAACUUCGCCCUAAGCUAACCAAAAUCGUUAAACAGGAACAGAUUGAGAUGGGUAAAGAAGUGCUCAGCAGGACUGAGCGCUAUGGGAUUAUUCUUGAUGAACCGCCCGAGGAAAGAUUUGUGGAAAUUUUCGAAAUUUACAAGCAAGGAAUAACCCCCCACGUAUGGGACUUUUAUUUGUAUUCGCCUUGUAUCUUCGAUCCUUCAGAUUCCUUCCGCAAAGCCAAAAAGCCACCUCCUGGUACCCAGGAUUUGGACUCCGUCUUUGCGCCUGCUACUUGGUCGUAUGAGCGAAAUACCGGUUGGGAAAUUGAUUGCAAUAUCGCGAAGUGGGCUCUUGAGUGGGGUAAAGAUUUGAAAGUCGAUGAAGACUUUUUCCUCGUUGACGAUUCUUUCAAAAGAAGAAGGCUCAAACGGAAGGUGGUUAGGUAUGCAAGACCCGCUCGUAAGCCUUCUUACAGAAUGUGA